AUGCAGUCCAAGAGGAAUAAAAUUUCGGUACCACUUGCAAAACCACUGCCUCCGCUAGUACCUGCUGAAAAUGCUAUUUGGGUGAAAGUUUAUGGUGAGGCAAAUCCGAAUAAAACCAAUGAAAAAUUACUUGACGUUCAAGCACAUACGGAAAUUUUACACUUUGCCAGACAUACAACCACACCGAUGCAACCUGGUCGCACUGUUGGCCCCUUUCACGGGCUGUCGCUGAGUAGCUAUGGAGCGCCAACUGAAGCGGAACAAAUGGCCAAAGUAGAUCAGCAAGCCGGCGCAUAUGCUGCAACUCUAGCAACGCCGCCAGAGAUUGAAAACCUCUACGGCGCUGGCGGAGCAGUGGUAACCGAAGCUGGAAAACCGACGACCACAGCAUCCAGAGAAACUGCGUCAACAACUGGAAAAAAAGAAACCGAAGCAGCAUCUACAAGUACGUAUACGACGACGUCGAGUGUAGAAACUUCUGAACUUACUACCAGCGAAGGCAUUUUUGAAUCAAGUACAGAAACCACAAAAGUAAGCGAAAGUGCUGGAGGAGAAACAGUGGUCGGAACUCAGGAAGCGGCAAAAGUGGUCACAACUGCAGGAGCAACCAUAGCUGGUGUCAGUGAAGGGAUUUCUAUGACAAGUUAUGAGCCGAGCAGCGCUAUCUCUGGAAGAACUGAAACGGCAACAACAGCAGGAAGCGAAGGGACUACACUAACCGAAGGCCAAACUACUGAAACUUAUGUGGCAUCUGAAAUAGCAACUGAAUACGAGAGUAAAGGAAUUGGAGGCCUAGAAGAAACUGGAGCAACAUCAACGGCAAUCGGACAAACGGAAGAAGUUCGUAUUUCGACAACAGCUAGAGGAUACAGUACCACGACUGAGAGUGAAAGAGGAGAAACACUAGAAUCCAAAAUAACAGGUACCCGAGUCACAAAGUCGACGACUUCUGGUGAAAGCACAAGCAUCCCUGAAGAACUAACAAAUCUAAUAACAGGCCCGGAAGAUUUUGGAUAUGGUGGAGGACCCGAGAUUACGAAGGAGCAGCCUAGCACCGCACGGAUUAGUGGCGCUGCUGGCUUACCAACAUUGUCUGAAGCUUCGAAACCCACCUCUAAAACCAUUGAACAGCCUGGCAUGAUAGAAGAACUGGCAACAACGCUUGGAACCACAGAAACUGGUUACGAAGCGGGGCUUACAACUGGAACAGGUUCAACACACGGAGGUAUACCCGUGACGAAACAGGAAACAACGAUAAAGUCCGCGGUAUCUGGAAGCACAUUGAAGGAAACCGCUACUACUGCAGAAGAAACUACGAGCCCCAUAUUUUCUACAUUUUCCGAAGCGAAACUGGCGACCAUCGCCGGCCGGUCAACUACAUUGGCAGCAACCCCAGAGCUUCCGGUCAGCAGUGCAUCACCAAUUGUCGAAGAAACUACAAGUCAUGCAGCGACAAAAAUGGUUCCAGCUUCUCUCCAACCAUCAGAAGGUUUUCCAGGCUAUGGUGAAAGCUACGCUCAGACAGAAUCCACAGCUUCUUCGCAAGCAAGCACAACUGGAACUGGACUUCCGGGACUGAGCAAAGUUUCAGCAAAAAUGCUAGCGAAAUCAAUUGAGGAGGCAACAACUGUGAUUUCAGAAGCAACUAGUGAAGGGACUUCGGCUGUUUCAGGAAUAACAACUGAGCAAACAUCAAGUGGUGCACCAUCAUCGUCGAAAGCAGAGUACUCUGUUCCAAGUAAAGAAGCACCUGAACUUGCCGGAUACGGCAUGGAAGCAGCAGAAUCGACAACAGCCAUAUCUGGUGCAACGGUCGCAACUUCUGUUGGUACAUUAGCCAGAAUUGCAGUAGAAACUACGAGCGAGACAACAAAAGCAGAAUCGACGACACAAUUUGCGCAGUCCCCAACAACUUCUGGAACAACUGAAUCAUUAAAAUCCUCUGAAUCUACAGGAAUGAGCGAGGAAGCAACAAAGCCGUCGAUUGCUGCAGGUAUCACUGGACUAACAGAAUCAAGUCAGGGAACAACUGGUGAAUUUGCCGAAUCUUAUGAAAUAGGCUUAACAGAAUCCAGCAAAGCGACAACGGAAGAAGGUUUUAGUUUGAGCAAAGAAACAACGGAGCUGCAAAAAUCAAGCGAAGAAGUAACAUCAACUGAAAUUUUGGCAACGAGCGAAGAAGCCACGACAAGUGGAGUUUCGGGGACUACUGAAGCUGCAACAGAGUCCAGCGAAGAGCGCCUAAUUUCAGGCGAAGUUUCGGUGACAGAAUCACAGGAAACUGCUGAAUAUAUUCAAGAAAAAACAACGAAGCCAGGCGAGGUGUCAGCAGAAGCUACCGAAGCGAUGACUGUUGGUUCAACUGAAAGUUUAACGAUUUAUGGGCAAGCAGCAACAACGGUAAAAGAAUCAACUGAAUCUGGCUCAACCAUUGGAGGAACAGGGAUGCCCAGUGAAAAAGCUACUUCCGGAAAGGCAACAACUUCAAGCGAGUUAACGGUUCAGCCAGCCGGAUAUGGUGUUCAGGAGACGCAGGAGUCAACUACUCGGAUUACUGAAGCCAGCGAAGCGUUUACU
Messenger RNA from Gongylonema pulchrum, 2577 nucleotides. NCBI's taxonomy places the organism in Eukaryota, Metazoa, Nematoda, Chromadorea, Rhabditida, Gongylonematidae. The record is from the annotation of a GenBank genome assembly.